Molecule: messenger RNA, 3275 nt
Organism: Daldinia caldariorum
Lineage: Eukaryota; Fungi; Ascomycota; Sordariomycetes; Xylariales; Hypoxylaceae
Exons: 2
Coding region: 1-2985 (994 amino acids)
Source: RefSeq, a predicted model, not a curated record
AUGGCCUCGCCAGCCAUAGCACUUCCUAACGGCGUUACUGCGCCCGUGCAACUCAACAGCAGUAAUAACAAUAACAACGCCGAUGUCGACGCCAAUUUCAAUCCUACUAGUCCAGAUGCUGGUGCCGACUCCGAUGUCAAUACCGCGCAAUCUGUCUCCAGUAACUCCAUUAAGCGCAAACGCGAGUCUUCAGAUGUUGGCGAUAAACCACCAAAUGGCCUCGCCACUGAUCGCAACUCUCCCACUGCAACCGAUGACCCAAAAACAUCUUCUCAACCACGCGCGACAAAGAUCGACCAGCCUACAAUACGUAAUUAUUUUGAAGUUCUUCAAAGGCUUGAUCCGACACCCUCUGUCCUUAAACGCCCGCUUCCCAACCCUGAAGAUUCUUCUGGCGAACCGCAAGCAAAAAGGAAGAAACCUGACGAUGGAAAACCGCCACCUUCCAUUGCCGAUAAGGUGGUUCAAGAGAAAUAUGAUGAUCUUAUUAAUAUCAUCACGGACGUCAAAACUUCCAUCGCUGAUCACCUAGCUGAGCUGCGGGACAUACAACCAGGACAAGACCCCAAAGCGAACGAAGAAGCCAUUGCUAAGGUCAUUGAAUUCAAGCGGCAGGCUUAUAACAUUUUCAAGCGCGAGUUAUCCUAUCCAUAUAACCCUCGCGUUUCUGAUGUGCUCCACGACCUCGAUUUGAUCAAUGAUUUGCAGUCUAGUGCUAGUGGAAACACGGUACUGACAAUUAUUGGGGAGUCUAUGAGGGGGAAGCCGCUGUACUCGAGUCUGCAGCAGCCUGUGCAAAGAUCUGGCGAUGCAGGAACGACAAUACGACCAUUGAGGGAAGAGGGUUUGCCUAGCGGUGUUAAGAUUGCUAAGGCCAUACCGUAUACAUUCUCUUCCGCUAUCGAGAAGGAUAAGAAAUCGAAGACGUUAGGAGAGCUAUUCCCAGCUCCGCGCAAUCUACCAUCGCUCCAGCCACCUAAGGCGCCGAAGAGUACCACCAAAGGAGUCCAAGUUGGCUGGCAUCGCCCCGAACUAACCGAGAAGUCUAAGUACCGCGCUGGAUCGUACUUUAGCCAGCCAAUAUCGACUGGACGUUGGUUGGACUAUAGCAAUGCUGCUCCCCCUUCCCAGAUUAUGACAAAGCAACGCGAGCGAGCUCUGAGCCUGGCCGGAAAUAAGCCUUCUUCAUCCGACCUUGAGAUGUCUGAGAUGGAGGCGCUAUUUCGUGGCGCUUUCUCUAGUUUUGCCCCCUCGAAGGAUGACUCGGCUGCCAUGAUUUCGUCGGGAUUAAUUAGUCACACUAUGUGGUGGCAGAAGGUAGGAAGGCGUAACUUCGAUCGAUUGGUUGAGGCUGAGCUACAGGAAGAUACCCCGGAGAAUACGGAAGAGGUUGCUACCGCCCCUGUGGAAGAGGUGGAUGAAGAGUUUAUCAAGGAGGCUCUAGAAAACUGGGAUGAGACUAUGAUAGAUCCUAGUCUCGAACAGGCCUGUUGCCCAAAGAAACCGGACGAUGAGAAAGACGUCGACGAUAUCCUUCAGGACGUGUCUGACAUGAUCCAGACACUAGUAUCAUACCAAAAGAAUCGUAAUUUGACCCUUCCGACUGCAUCUAGCCAAAGUCGGUACUCGGCGGAUCCGUCUCAUAGCGAUAUGCUUACCAAUGGGACGCCAGUGCAACCUGGCGAAGAGGAGACAGCCACUUAUCAGGCGCUGAAGGCGCAGUUAGCUUUGGUUAUUCAAAUGCUUCCGCCUUACGCCGUUGCGCGUCUAAAUUCGGAUAAGCUGGAGGAAUUAAACAUCUCAACUAAGAUUGAAGUUCGCACUGAUGAAUACCAAGGUCUAAUGGAGGAAGACGAGGCAGCUGCUCGCGCAAGAGCCGCGCAGGCUCCCAUAAAUCCACGACCAGUUGCGCAUCGCUCGUCGAGUUCUUCAAGCAGCGUGCAGUAUAGUCAGCAGUAUCAUCCUAAUCGCGCCCCGAUGCCAACCCCGCCGUUUUAUGGCCCGCAGACGCCGAUACGACCCCCUCAGCCCGCGAUGCAAAGGCCUCCCCAGACAAUGCCUCCCGCUUAUCCACAGCGGCCCCCGUCAAACACGGGCUACCGUCCUCCUAAUCACUAUCCAAAUGCGGGCUACCCUCAACAGUUUAACAAAGCCCCGCCAUUCCCGCAGCAGCCCGGCCCUUACGGAGGCACGCCGACGCAAGCUCGACCUCCAUACCAACCCAUGCCUGGUUAUCCUAACAUGGGCAACCAGACGCCCCAGGCCCGUUUCCCGCCAUACCCCCCAGCUACUCAACCGCCCAACUAUCAUCCUCAACCUUACCAACCGCAGCAUCCACCUCAGCAGCAUGGUACUCCAACACAUCAACCGUAUGUCCAGUAUCCAAAUGGCGCUCCAAACAUGCCUCAAAGGACAGCAUCCCCACAUAUCUCCCAUCCAACACCACAACAUCAGCCUAUCCCUCACCACCCCGGGUAUAAUCCGGCUGCCACUCCCACAAGGCAACCUUCUUAUGGUAGUCAACCUAAUAUGGGCAACGACCCGUCAAGGCGUUUCUAUCCACCGGCCGGUUCGCCCGCAAUACCCAACAACCAAAUUCAUCCGCACGGUCAACCGAGUUCAAAUCCUCAAACCCCGGGUACCUCGUCAUUCCAUACAUCCCUUAACCCUCAUCAGGUUCAGCAAGCCAUGGAUCAAGCCAAAGCUCGCUUCGAUGCGACAAAAAGUGCUCAAAGGACGAACGAAGGUAUUCGAAAUUCCAUGUCCGCUCAAGGACAGGCACCGGUUGGUGCACCGGUCGGCUUGGGUGGCAUUGGUCUAGGGGGCGAUCCGGCAAGGCUAGCAGCAGUUAGAGCAGGCAUGCCUAAUUACCCAGCUUCCAGCCAUAGUCCCAAACCUAUGCCCGUAGUUAAUGGAAGUCCCGCAAUGGCGCCGGCGGCUCCGGCAGCUAAUGGUGGCCAGUCAAUGCCCGGUAGAGAAGCCUAGGGGUCUUCCGUACCCCAAUUGUACCAUCAUCACGGGACGAAUACUAGUUUACGCCCACCCGUCCAAGACGGACAUGGUGUAUACUCGUUUGACCCGCCAAGCGCUGGUGUCCCGAUGUCAAGACAAGAAUCGGAAACCAGGCCAAUUAAAGAGAAUAUUUCGAGAUAAAAGUCAUUGUUGGCGUUAAUUUUGAUCAUUCAGGUUGCAUAUUAAGUUGGGAAGCAAUCAUAAGCUCCUGAAAUAAAGGAGUGGCACAGUGAAAUGCGAACGUGGAUAACGCUCUUCCAUGG